AAUUGCGCAUUCAUUGUCCUCAUGGGCAGAGUGUCUUGGACUAUAAUGGAAAAUUGUGUACUUUAUGGGAUGAAUUGCGCAUUCAUUGUCCUCCUCCGGUGUGUUCUUGCGGAGGGUGUUCGUGUGGUGUAACAGCCAAGUUUGCCAAAGAAACAGAGAAAGAGAAGCUUCAUCAAUCAAUUCUUGUUAGGACUUGAUGAUGCGCGAUUCGGCGGGUUAUGUACGAACUUGGUUGGCACAACACCCUUACCUUCUCUUGGUGAAGCAUAUUCCAAAGUUAUCUGCGAAGAACAACGAUUGUCCUCUGCUCCUGGUCGUGAACAGUUACGUGAUGCCGUGGGACGUGAAUCCCAUGAGCCUUCGAUAGUCAAGGAAGCAAUCCCUGAAUCGGUUGCGUAUUUGGGACGGUCUGAUCAUCAAGGCAAUCAUAAGUUUGGAUCCUCUUCCAUUCUAAAACCAGGAGGCAGGACACUCUGUUCUCACUGUGGGAGAAUAGGGCACGACAAACGUGAUUGUCGGCAGCUCGUUGGUUUCCCUGAUUGGUGGGAUGAGCGUCCACAAGGUCGAGGCAAUGGAAGAUGGCUGAGAGGAAGAGGAGGAACUCCAAAUCAAGUUGAGUUUGCCUAUAAACUUGGAAUGGAAGCAAUCUCUUCUAAGAACAAGAUAGAUAUGCCUACUCGGAUACAUUCGAAAACCACUUGCCGUAUCUGUUUCGACGAUAUCAAUGUUGAUGAGAUGUUUUAUGUUCAUCCAUGUCGUCAUAUAUUUUGUUCCGAAUGUGUGGAAGGACAUAUAGAGGUGAGACUAUCAGAGGGGUAUAGGAUGACAUGUCCUCGGUACCUCUGCAGAUCUGAGCUGAUUUUGGGAAAUUGUGUCAACAUUUUGACACCUAAACUAAAAGAGAUGUGGCAACAAAGGGUGAUAGAUGAAUCGAUUCCUGUAACGGAUAGAGUUUAUUGCCCGAUCCCGACGUGCUCAGCUUUGAUGUCAGUAUCCGAGUUUGAUCAACGCACUGGAGUUAGGAGUUGCUGUGUCAAAUGCGGUGAACACUUUUGCAUCAAGUGCAAAGUUCCAUGGCAUAAUAACUUAUCAUGCUGCGAGUACAAGAGGUCACAUCCAAAUCCUACAGAAAACGAUAAAAAGCUCGAAACACUAGCAAAUAAGAAACUGUGGCGUCAAUGCAGCAAGUGCCAACAAAUGAUCGAGCUUGCUAGUGGAUGCUUCUUCCUAAUUUGCAGGUUGAUAUUAUCUCUACUUCACAUCUCCUUUAAUAUUUCUUUGAUUUUGAUAAUAUGCAUAUAACAACACUUGUUUACUUGACGAGUGGCAGAUGUGGGCAUAAAUUUUGCUACAAAUGUGGAGCAGAUGCUGGAUAUUGCUCUUAUGGUCAUGGCACUUACCGUUUGGAUCAACUACAAGCCCCACAAGGUGAUCGAAUGGGUCAUGGCACUUACCAUUUGGAUCAACCACAAGCCCCACAAGGCCCAGAUUAUAUGCAUAUUGCUCAAAUAGGUAGUGCUGCCAUUUUUGUGUUGAUACUCCACUUUAUGCAUGCAUGGUAACAGUUUGUAGCAUUGUUUUUGGUUUUUGAUAAACCAAUUAAUUAUCCUUCCUUUUCAGUACUAGGAUUAUGGAAAA
Messenger RNA from Camelina sativa (false flax), 1638 nucleotides. The record is from RefSeq and is a predicted model, not a curated record. Lineage: Eukaryota; Viridiplantae; Streptophyta; Magnoliopsida; Brassicales; Brassicaceae.